Rubroshorea leprosula is the source of this 847-nucleotide messenger RNA. NCBI's taxonomy places the organism in Eukaryota, Viridiplantae, Streptophyta, Magnoliopsida, Malvales, Dipterocarpaceae. The record is from the annotation of a GenBank genome assembly.
GUAGAGUUGGCCCCGCCGUACUUACCCACUAUAUAUGACAUUGUAAGGAAACCAGGAGGUCUUUGCGUUGCAGAUGAGCUUCAGUCUGGCUAUGCUCACACAGGAAGUCAUUUCUGAGUGUUUGAGUAACAUGGUGUUAUUCCUGAUAUCGUGUCCUUGGAAAAGGGCAUUGGAAAUGGGAUUCCUCUUGGUGCUGUGGUAACCAUUCCUGAGAUUGCAUAGGUCUUGGUUGAGCGAUCAUACUGUAACACAUUUGGUGGGAAUCCUUUAUGUACUGCUGCUGGUUUGGCUGUUUUGAAAGUAAUUGAGAAGGAAAAGCUUCAGGAGAAUGCUUUUGUUAUGGGAUCCUACAUGAAAGAGAGACUAAGAGUACUAAGGAAAAAUAUGACUGUAAUCUUCGUUUCCUCUCCAUUUUGUUCUGCAUCAGACAUUCUUUCUUGUGUGAAAGCCUAAAUUAAUACUGAUCGUUACAUCACAGAUCGCAAACUGAAGACUCCUGCACAGGAAGAAACUGUUCAUAUAAUGGACCAGAUGAAAGAACUUGGAGUGCUGAUUGGAAAAGGUGGAUAUUUUGGAAAUGUUUUCAGAACCCCUUCUUUGUGCUUCACUAAGGAUGAUGCAGGAACUUGACCAUAAAGGGGUUGAAAAGGCAAAUCUCUCCCCACAUAUUUCAUCAAAAAAAUGGUACAUAAUCUGUAGCUACAUUUUCUGACCUUGAAAUGAAGAAAAUUAACAAGAUGUAAGGAAGUUGAACAUUGGAGCACCUUUCUGGUCUGUAUUUCUAAUUAUUCAGCUUUUGGAUUUUAGAUAUGAUUUAUUUCUUCUCUAAUAGAUUUCUUUAUGUAGG